This is a messenger RNA of Parus major (Great Tit), 4676 nucleotides long. It is a transcript of the gene GJD2, whose product is annotated as gap junction protein delta 2. The coding region runs from base 480 to 1394 and encodes 304 amino acids. Gene Ontology annotation, cellular component: connexin complex. The record is from RefSeq and is a predicted model, not a curated record. Lineage: Eukaryota; Metazoa; Chordata; Aves; Passeriformes; Paridae. Gene Ontology annotation, biological process: cell communication. The transcript is spliced from 2 exons.
UUAUUUAAUUUCUUUUUAUUGCAUUUAUUUGUUUGUAUUCACCGGAAUAAUAAAAAUGAGAAAAUCCGAGCGCUGCUUUUGGCUGCUCUCCACCAACCUGUCAGUGACGCAAGCGGAGACUACUUAAAGGCAGAUUAGAGGCAGCAAGACAUUAAAGCCAACCUUCCUCCCUCCACGCCGCCGGUCCGCCCGCCGCGCCGCGCCACGAUCCGAGCGGGCCGGGCCGUGGCGGCUGCCGAGCGGCGCCGAGCCCCGCGGAGCCGAGCCGAGCCGAGCCCGGAACCCUCGGCAGGGCUGAGCCUCCAGCCGCCCUCCCGCCGCCGGACUGCGGGCGGUACAGACGGGCUGCUCUUCGGUUUGUUUUCCCUCCCCCUGAAAAAAAAAAAAAAAAAAAAAAAAAAAAAUAGGAGGGGUGAAAAAAGGCAGAAGUGAAGAGAUCCCCUACGCUUGCCAAAGUCUUUGUCUCCGGAUGAACAGCGAUGGGGGAAUGGACUAUUCUAGAGAGGCUACUGGAAGCUGCCGUGCAGCAGCAUUCUACUAUGAUAGGGAGGAUCCUGCUGACCGUGGUGGUGAUCUUCAGAAUUCUCAUUGUGGCCAUUGUAGGGGAGACGGUGUACGAUGACGAGCAAACGAUGUUUGUCUGUAACACGCUGCAGCCAGGCUGCAACCAGGCUUGUUAUGACCAGGCUUUCCCCAUUUCGCACAUAAGGUACUGGGUGUUCCAGAUCAUCAUGGUGUGCACUCCCAGCCUGUGCUUCAUAACGUACUCCGUUCACCAGUCUGCUAAACAAAGGGAACGGAGGUACUCCACUGUCUUCCUUACCUUGGAAAGGGACCAGGAUUCAAUGAAGCGUGAGGACAGUAAGAAAAUCAAGAACACGAUUGUCAAUGGGGUGCUGCAAAACACUGAGAACUCCACCAAAGAGGCAGAACCAGACUGCUUAGAAGUGAAGGAAAUCCCCAAUCCUGCUAUCAGAACUACAAAAUCAAAGAUGAGGAGGCAAGAAGGCAUUUCUCGAUUUUAUAUCAUCCAAGUGGUCUUUCGAAAUGCCCUAGAGAUUGGAUUCCUAGUGGGACAGUAUUUUCUGUACGGAUUCAAUGUCCCUUCCAUGUACGAAUGUGACAGAUACCCUUGCAUUAAAGAAGUAGAGUGCUAUGUCUCUAGACCCACUGAGAAGACUGUAUUCUUGGUAUUCAUGUUUGCUGUCAGUGGGAUUUGUGUGGUGCUUAAUUUGGCAGAACUGAACCACUUGGGCUGGAGAAAGAUCAAAAUGGCAGUGAGAGGAGUACAGGCAAAAAGGAAAUCCAUAUAUGAAAUCAGAAAUAAGGACCUGCCAAGAAUGAGCAUGCCUAACUUCGGCAGGACUCAGUCAAGUGACUCAGCUUAUGUGUGAGGCUGUGACAGAACUGAAACACUGUGCCAGGUGGAACAGACCCAGAUACCAUUAGAGAAAGGUACAUUGCUUAGGCAAGCAUUUUAUCAAACCACCAAGAAAGCCAUUAAGGUAUUGGAUCUGCACUUACUGAACUAGCUGCAAAAUGCAGUGCUAUGUAAAAGACUGAGAAAACAGCUAUAAUACCAUGCUUGACCUAGCCUUACAGCACAGCUACUAUUAUUCCUACUUUUCUUUCUAAUGAUUGGGUUUUAUCUGUCAGUGAAGCAGCUUUUUGAUCGUCAUUAGGAUGUUUACAGUUUGAACUGUCUGACUAAUUGUUGUAAAUGUGUAGAAUGUUCAUAUCAAAAACUCUGCAAGGAUACUCUAUAUGGGGCGGGGUGGGGUGGGGGACACUGUUGCAAUGUGCAGGCAUAAGCAUGUUUUAAAAGGAGGGUAAGCACACUGUAAGGAACCUAACCACAGCUCAGUCAGGAUAUCUGCGUUCACCUAUCUCACAGAUGUCUUAUUUUGUUUGUCGAAAUCACAGACUUUAUUCCUGGUGUGUAUUACUAGCUAUUUGCUAUCAUGGUUUGUGCAUCAAUUAGUCAUGCUAAAAAUAAAUGCUGAAUAUGAUUUUGCCAUUUUUUCUUUGCCUGUCCACACACACACACACACACACACACACAUGCACACACACACACACACACACACCAGAGACCUUAAUCAUCUUGCAUUAGUUGUGAUCUGCAGAAUAUAUAUCAGUACAUUUCGAUUGAUUCCCUAAUAUGUGCAUGAAUAAGAUGGAGUAGGUUCAUGCCAUCCGAGUUAUGCAUUUACCUAUGAUCACUUAUGAUGACACACAUACCAAAGGAAGAGAGUUCAUUGCAUUUAACUGUGAAUAUAUCAUCUUUUCUCUGCUCUUAUUUAUAUAAGUGCCAUACUUGAAACAGCUUAUUCUGUACUUAGUCAAAAGGUUGUUUUGGGAUACCAGCUGGAGUGAAAUGAUUUUAUACUCUCUUUUGUUUAUUUUAUGGUAUUUGUUUAGUCCUUGCAAUGGUGUAAAAAGCAGCUAAAGUAUCUAUUGAUAAAUAAAGUACUUGCCUUUUUUUUUUUUUUAAUUUGUAAGCCAGAGAGAUUUGUUUUUCUUUAUUCUUGUAUACAAUAGUAAAAAACUUUACAGGGUUAAAAUAAUUGACCUACAAUUAUUCUUCAGGGUUUAAAAUGUCUUGUUGGUAUUCUAAGCUCUAAGCAACAAAUCCUGGGAAAUCAGGACUGUUUUUAAUGUCUAUUUUCCUCCUUAAGCAAGCUUCCUCUGUCUUUAAAGCCUGAUCCAAAGCCCACUGACACCAACAGCCUUCUUUCUGCUGACACUAAGGGCAACAGAGUUGGCUGCCAAGGUCACUCCAGGAAUAGCCAGAAUACAUUUAGCCAUAAAGGAAACAAUUGCAGGUUUUCAUCAGGGAAUCCAAAUAGUAACCUCAGCUUUUCUGCCUUACAGCUGGUUUAAGAAAUACAUUGUUCAUGUCCCAUCAACUUACUGGUAAGCCACUGGGGCAGUCUCAAAUGAAUCUCUGUUAACAGCAAUUAUCUUAAUACAGAAGAGUUUUGCUAUUCUAUACUAAGUUUUACUUAAUGAUUUUUUAAAACAUUUUUUUAAAGUUCCUUCUGAAUUCAACAGAAAAUAUUUCUCUGGCAACAGUAGGAGUUGGAUCAGGACUACAAAACAUACAAGUGCAUUUCUAACUAAAUAGUAUCUGCCCUUUAAAGAAAAGGGCCAAAAUGGUGCUGGAAAAUUUGGGGUACUUUAUAAUAUAAGAAGGAGACAUGGGCUCAGAGUCACAAAUGGCCUUUUGAUUGUAUUUUAUGCCAAGCCUGAAAAUGGAUUUUAUCAUGUAUUGGCUUGGAGAUGAUGCAUAUAAAUCUUUUCCUCUUGGCUUACAACAAAUACCUUAACAUUCCAUUCUUGUCGUUUGCAAGCAUUGUCACUUUAAAAAAUGUUGAUUAAUUCUUAGAUAGUCUAUCCAUUAUCACCUUCAUCUGUUGUCUUUUUUCUUCCUCUGUGAAGCAUUAAAGGACUUUGAGAUGUGUCAUGUUUUUAAAGAUUUUAAAAAUAUUUUUCCUUAUGUAUAAAUUUAAGAGUUUUCCUGAUUUGAUUAUAGAAACCUCUAAAGAUGGAUUUCUCAAAUUCUUGGUGAUAAAAACGCACACUGACAUUGCUAGUUGACUGCAUGCUCACUGGAAAUAACUGCAUGUUAUUUUUAGAAGGACAACAUGGCAGCUAAAAUCUCCAUCUGCAAAAUAACAAGCUUCUGAAGAUUAUUAUUUGACACACAAAUCCAAGUCUGAUUUUCAUUUUGCAGAGUCCUGGGAUGGUUUUCAAAAUCUCAUUUUGAGCAGAUAUUGAAAGGAAAAAUAUUCUUUGACAGUUAUAAGCACUCAUUUAAUGUUGAAGAAAUGAGAGAUUGUGUGCAAAACGCUUGAUCCAAUGCAAAUUAAAGUUGAAAAUACAAAAAUCGUACUUCACUGGGCUCUGGUUCAUGUUCAGCAUAAUUUCCUGUUAGGCAGAAGCCCUAAUGCAAGUUUUUUCCAGUGGCUGCAUAGCAGUUUUCAGUCAAACUCUAGUGAAGGUGCAUGUCUUGAAAGUGGUAAGAUUUUAAUACCUUAAAAUUCUAAAGUCAUAUUUAGAAAGUAUCUGUUUAUAUUAGUCAAUGCAAAUGACUCAGUUAAUUUAAUUAUUUUUUAUGUAGUUGUACAUUUGUACUCCAGUAAGUUGGGAUUCUUCAGAUUUGUCCAAAGAGAAGAAUAUCAGGAAAUGUAAAUGCUGAUUUAUGUAACUGGAUCAGUGAUAAAGUAGGCAAAGACUUAAAUUUUGAUCAACAGAAACAUCAUCCACCGUACUUGGAAUAUGGCUUUUCAUAUUUCAGAUGAGAGAUGAAAUGUCUCAAGAGAUCAGUUAUUCUAAUCUUCCUUUUAAAUUGUUAUUUUUCAUUUCUUACCAACUACCCAUUUGUCAUGGACAAGAGAAAUAUAGCAAACACUUUUUUUGUCAAUGUAUGUGAGAAUCAUAUGAUUAAUGCUAAUGGACUGUUUGCAUGAAAGCUGACUAUUCAUUUACAGAAUAAAUGCUUUAAAAUUGUCACAGCAAUGGAAAAGUGUGUUAACUGAACAGAACUGAGUGAACAUGAAGCUGAAGGACACAUUACUGGCUACUUAGGUCUUGCUCCUGCCUCAGUGAAAUUAAUUAGUCUCACCAUUGACAACUCUGUAAGGAUCAGACAUUAAAAAUGAAAAUUGAGUUGA